AGAUUUGUGCUUGCUUCGGACGAGUUGUCACAUCCCAGAACCCAGUCCUACGUUCAUGACACGAUCGUCAGCAUCUCUCACCUCGGAAAACGCUACAAGUUUCGGCUUUUUUACAAACGCCAUAAACUACUACCGGUCAAUCAAGCGAUUCAACAUUUGGCUGAUGUUUCAUUGGAAGGGGACGUAUUAGUCCUCGUAUGUGGGACAAAGGUUGAAAUACGAAACCUGCGUAGCAAUGAGCUACGUGCAGCAGAGAAGGCCGUUCGACAGUGA
Messenger RNA from Lentinula edodes (shiitake mushroom), 273 nucleotides. RefSeq lists its product as uncharacterized. The record is from RefSeq and is a predicted model, not a curated record. The transcript has a single exon. The annotation marks the transcript as partial. NCBI's taxonomy places the organism in Eukaryota, Fungi, Basidiomycota, Agaricomycetes, Agaricales, Omphalotaceae.